CCGCGUGCCGCAGGCCGCGCCGCCCGCCGCCGCCGCCGCGCGCCCCCGCCGCCCCGCGCCGCUGCCGCCGCCGAGCUCGCUGGCCGGCCCGGUGCGGGCGCCAGGCUCCGGGCGCCGAGGAGGACCGCGGGCCCUGCCGCCGCCGCUUCGGCCCGGGCCCGGGCCCCGGCCCCGUCCCGGGCCCCGGCCCCGGCCCCCCGCCCGGCCGGGCCAUGAAGUGUCACUACGAGGCGCUGGGGGUGCGGCGCGACGCCAGCGAGGAGGAGCUCAAGAAGGCCUAUCGCAAGCUGGCCCUGAGAUGGCACCCGGAUAAAAAUCUGGAUAAUGCCGCAGAAGCAGCUGAACAGUUUAAAUUGAUCCAAGCAGCAUAUGAUGUGUUGAGUGACCCUCAAGAAAGAGCAUGGUAUGAUAAUCAUAGAGAAGCUCUGCUUAAAGGUGGAUUUGAUGGAGAAUAUCAGGAUGACAGUUUAGAUUUGCUUCACUAUUUCACUGUUACUUGUUACUCUGGUUAUGGAGAUGAUGAAAAGGGCUUUUAUACGGUUUAUCGUAAUGUUUUUGAAAUGAUUGUGAAGGAAGAACUAGAAUCUGUGUUAGAAGAGGAUGCUGAGGAUUUCCCAACGUUUGGAGACUCCCAGAGUGACUAUGAUACGGUAGUUCAUCCUUUCUAUGCCUACUGGCAGAGUUUUUGCACUCAAAAGAACUUUGCUUGGAAAGAAGAAUAUGAUACAAGACAGGCUUCCAACCGCUGGGAAAAACGAGCCAUGGAAAAAGAAAACAAAAAGAUUCGAGACAAAGCGAGAAAAGAGAAGAAUGAGCUUGUCCGUCAGCUGGUGGCUUUCAUUCGCAAAAGAGAUAAAAGAGUGCAGGCUCACCGAAAACUUGUGGAAGAACAGAACGCAGAGAAGGCAAGGAAAGCCGAAGAAAUGAGACGGCAGCAGAAGCUGAAGCAGGCAAAGCUGGCAGAGCAGUACAAAGAACAGAGCUGGAUGACGGUGGCCGAUUUGGAGAAGGAGCUCAGGGAGAUGGAGGCACGAUAUGAAAAGGAAUUUGGAGAUGGAUCAGGAGAAGACGACACGGAGGAAGAGCAAGAGCCCAAGGAUGGACAGGAUGGUAAAGAUAGUGAUGAGGCUGAAGAUGCUGAGCUUUAUGAUGACCUUUACUGCCCAGCGUGUGACAAAUCUUUCAAGACGGAAAAGGCCAUGAGAAACCAUGAAAAAUCAAAGAAGCAUCGGGAAAUGGUUGCCUUGUUAAAACAACAAUUGGAGGAGGAGGAGGAACACUUUUCAGGACAGCAAGCUGAUGAAAAUUCAUUGAAUGAUGAUUCUGAAGAAGAAAUCGAGGAUGCACCAAAACAGAAACUUUCUAAGAAACAGAAGAAAAAGAAACAGAAACCAACACAGACUUAUGAUGAUAAUUGCAAUGAAAAUGGAACUGGAGAAGGAGUAAAGGUUGAUGCAGGAGACGCCAACUUAAAUCAAGAUAAUGCCAAAGAAUUGGAAGUUACUUCCCAAGAAAAUGUCAGUGUCACAGAUACUGUCGAACUGUGUGCUGAACCAAAAAGUGAAGCUAAAAGCAUUCCUAAACCCAAAGGAAAGAAAGCCAAAGAGAUGAAAAAAUCUGUCAAAGUACCUGCUGAACCACAAACAAUGGGCGAUGUUCUCAUCAGCUGUACAACUUGCCAUUGUGAAUUUCCAUCCCGGAAUAAACUUUUUGACCAUCUAAAGGCCACAGGUCAUGCAAGAGCACCUUCCUCCUCAUCCUUAAACAGCGUGGCAAGUAGUCGAAACAAGAAAGAGAAACGUAAAAACAGAUAGAAAUCCUGCCAACACUUUUGCUUUUUCAUUGUUGCUAGAUUUUGAAACCAAAAACUGAACUGAAACCACCUAAAGAGUUAAAAUUUCAGUGAUCUGCAAUUAAUUGCAUUGUGGAAGAUUAUUUUUUAUCUUGUAAAAAAACAUUUUUUUGUUUAAUAUAUAUUUUUUAAACAUUUCAUUAGUGAUUGAAUUCUACUUUUGCCAUCUGAAUUGACUUGAAUGUCUCAAACAGGUAAAUAUUGUAAAGUAUACAUUCUUGAUUUCUGUUGGCUUAUGUGGACAGAAAUGUAUAGGGAAAAUUAAAUUAUUUUUAACACAAAUGCCCCUUUCUAUUUUGUGAAUUUCACAUUAACUAUUUUUAUAUGAUUCAGUGCUUUGUAUUUUAUGAUGCUUCAUGUUCUGUCAAAGACACAGCAUUUUAAAGUUACCAUCCAUAUUUUUUCCACCCAAAAACAUGACUCCAGGUCAGGUUUUAAAAGUAUUUCUAAGUGACCUUCGUUGAGUGCUAUAUGUUUUUUCCCCACAAGGCCAGUCAUAGUUAAAAACUAAUUUAAGAUUUAUGGUUGUUCUUCAAGAAUAAGAUCUCUUUGAGAUACAACUGUUGAUUUAAUUUGAGAUUUCAUUGUUAACUAUCAACAGGAUCUAUCUUUUCAGUUUCCUCCUCUGAUUUGAAUUGUGGAGGUGGAAGCAAAUUAAUUUACAUGGCACUUCCUCCUCAGCACGGUGGCAGCCCUAAAGAAUGAUGGUGCAUGGCGGCAGAUGGUUCAGAAUUUAUACUGACUUCCACAGUGCUGUGUUCUGCUUUGGAUGUCCCCACCACCACCACCACUGUUUUCAGAAGUUUUUUACUUUGUUUCUUUCCAUCUGAUGUAGAAAAGCUUUUUAAGAAAAAUUUUAUAAAAGGAUUGAUGCUUAUGCAGCUGUUCUAUAGCAAAGUUGAAUAUUGUUUAAAAGUGGAGGAAAUCAUUGUAAGUGAAUGUAGCCAAAUUGUCUGGCUCUCAGUAAGUGAUGAGUCAGUUUUCAGAUGGAUUAAAUAAGGAAUUCUAAUGGUUCUUGUAAGAAACUUUGAACUCACUGACUUGAACUGUAUAUGCUUCCUGUUCAAAGUCGUUUCUCCUGCAUCCUUGAGUCUCCAGUGCUGUGCGCUCCAGGCCUAGAGUCCAUGCCUCGAGGCCUCUGCGAGCCGCCUGCAGAGCAGUGAUGGUGUGGACCAGUCCCUGUGACUGGCUCAGAACUUCAUAUUUGAAUCUUAAAAGUUUUUCUUUUCCAUGUAGAGAUAGAGAGAAAAUGUAAAAGGUAUUUUCUUCACCUUCUUCCCUUUCUAACUCCUACCUCUAGUUCCUCCUUAAUUGUAUUUCCUCUCCCUUUCUUGAUCCCUUCAGGGGAAAUACAAGUCAAUUUUGUAUCUUCUGAUCUCUUCCUCCCAGGCUUCAUUUGAGCCCUAUCUACCUUCCUUCAAUUUGAACUCGAUGAAAUGGCUGUAAUUAUAAAUAGGAAAUUAAUGACAAGAGAACAUAGUCAUGUGUUAAUAGUAUACAGUAGAAAGCAUGACGUCAUCUUGAAAGGCAGGUAGUGUCCUGCAGAUGCACCUCAGACCUUGUCUUUGUCUUGUACUGACCAUGCAGGUACUUAAUUGGCUUCUGCUUUACGUGGGGAUUGAUUGGGGUUAAUUCUCUUUUUUAUUCUGAUUGACAAAAAAAUCACCCAUAAUUUUCAAGAGAUCUUCAUCAGCUGUGAUUGGAAAUCAUACCUCAUUUCUAAUCCUGUAUGUGGAUGAAUGUUGAUGAAUCAUCUACCUUCCUGCACUUCAUUUUUCUUAGCUGUAACACAGUUCUUAGCAUAAUAAUACUGUCUCCAUUUAUUAUACAAGAUUAUUAUGAAGGUCAAAUAAAAUAGUUAUAUGAAAGUGGUUUUUAAAUACAAGAACUAUACAAAAUGUUUAAAUUGCAGGCUUUCGGUUAAGAUGUUUGCAGAUGAGAGUAUAUGUUGGAUUGGAUGUGUUAUGUUUUAUAGGAAUUUGUUUCUUAAUGUACAAAAGAGGGAAACUAACAUACAUGUGUUCUGCCACCAGUGAAAUGAUAGUUUAUGAAUCGCAAACAUUCAGUUUUGCUUGUAUGAGACAAAACAGAAUAUAAAAUAAUGAGCCACGUAUUUUACAUUCAUCUGGUUAAAGGUUGAUGGUAACUGCCUGCCUUGGUUGAAAUUAGUGUAGAUGUGGAAAAUGCAUAGAAUGAGGGAUCUGGGAGAAGAGGAUUAGGGAAAAUCUGUUUUCUUUUCAUAAUUCAUUCAGUGAUGCCAAAACUGGAAUUUCCUAUAAAAGCCUAGUAAGACUUUUCCUCUUUCAAAAUAGGAACGUUGUAUCUUUAGCAAAGCACAGAAUUGGAAAAUAGAAAUCAUUAAAAUGAAAACAUCUGUGGAACAAAAGGCGUCAUAAGAAAAAGAAUCUCAGACCAGGAGAGGAUGUUUACAGCACAUAUAACUGACAAGGGAUUAGUACCCACAAUACAUUAAAAAACAAAAGAACCAUCUACAGAUCAACAAAAAGUGACAGCUGUGCAGCUGUACUGCAGUUCUCAAACUUUUUGGUUCAUGGCCGCUACACUCUUAAAAACUGAGAACCCCAAACAGUUUUUGUGUAAGUGGGUUAGAUCUAUUGAUCUCUUCGUUUAGAAAUUAAAAUUGAUGUAACUUAAAAAUUACAUUAAUUUAGGGGCCUCCCC
Talpa occidentalis (Iberian mole) is the source of this 4534-nucleotide messenger RNA. It is a transcript of the gene DNAJC21, whose product is annotated as DnaJ heat shock protein family (Hsp40) member C21. The record is from RefSeq and is a predicted model, not a curated record. The transcript is spliced from 12 exons. Lineage: Eukaryota; Metazoa; Chordata; Mammalia; Eulipotyphla; Talpidae. Gene Ontology annotation, cellular component: cytoplasm. Gene Ontology annotation, molecular function: zinc ion binding; nucleic acid binding. Bases 213 to 1814 code for a protein of 533 amino acids.